CUUUCUGAUCAGAAGUGAAGAUGGCCUUCUGCCUCAGGGCUUUGGCUUUGGCCAUUAAACAGCCCAUUUCAUAUGUCUAUGACCAUGUCUUCAAGAAAAUUGGAGUUUUAGCACAGAGACAGGACACUGAAACAAAUUCCACAGAGGAAAGGAGUGUACUGAGGAGCUCGGUCUGCAGAAUACUACAAGCAAUGGAAGCCAUUAGGAUCCAAGAGCCUCAGGUCGCCCCAGGAAUGGGUGCAUCUUGCCGUGGGAGUCAACAUCGCCCUAAGGAACCUGUCCGCCACAUGCCGACACCUAUCCGCGUUACUGCAAAAAACGCCACAGAUGGAUGGUGCGGGCUCAGCACUUCGACCUACAGAAUACUGCAGGAGAUGGAAGCCGGGAAGUAUAGGCCAAGAGUGAUGCCACCACCAAGAUUGCGCCUAGCAGCAUCACCCGCACCAAAGCGCCAGCCUGCACCCUCAGUUGCAGCCCUGCCCAGCACUGCGACCAAGAAGGCCCAUGUUGCGGUCACGGGAGGGAAAGGCACAAAGGGAUGGUGCGGGCUCAGCGGCUGCUCCUCUCGAGUUCUCCAAGCCCUGGAAGCCAUGCAGGGACCAAAGGAAAAGGCUCUGCACCCACAAGUCGUCAUUAACAAAAAUAGGAAAGAAGGCCGCUUCCAGAUAUUAAAGUGCCUCCGGAAGUUGGAUGAGGAGACUCCGCAGAGCCCAGCUCUGCCAACCACCCCCAGACUAUCAACACCACCACAGCCCCUGCCUCCACCUCCAUCAGCUCCAGUCCUGCAAAGCACUGCAGGCUCCCUCAAGAGCACCGGAGAUGUGCGACCAAAGGAAAAGGCUCUACACCCACAAGUCGUCAUUAACAACAAUAGGAAAGAAGGCCGUUUCCAGAUAUUAAAGUGCCUCCGGAAGUUGGAUGAGGAGACUCCGCAGAGGCCAGGUCUGCCAACCAGCCCCAGACAAUCAACAACACCACAGCCCCUGCCGGCUCCUCCAUCAGUUCCUGUCCCAUCCAGCACUGCAGGCUCCUUCGAGAGCCCUGGAUAUGUGGGACCAAAGGAAAAGGCUGUGCACCUACAAGUCGUGGUUAACAAGAAUUGGAAAGAAGGCCGCUUCCAGAUAUUAAGGUGCCUCCGGAAGCUGGAUGAGGAGACUCCGCAGAGGCCAGGUCUACCAACCAGCCCCAGACUAUCAACACCAUCACAGCCCCUGCCGGCUCCUCCAUCAGCUCCUGUCACACCAAGCACCGCAGGCUCCAUCGAGAGCACCAGAGAUGUGGAGACUCCGCAGAGGCCAGGUCUGCCAACCAGCCCCAGACAAUCAACACCACCACAGCCCCUGCCGGCUCCUCCAUCAGUUGCUGUCCCAUCCAGCACUGCAGGCUCCUUCGAGAGCCCUGGAUAUGUGGGACCAAAGGAAAAGGCUGUGCACCUACAAGUCGUGGUUAACAAGAAUUGGAAAAAAGGCCGCUUCCAGAUAUUAAGGUGCCUCCGGAAGCUGGAUGAGGAGACUCCGCAGAGGCCAGGUCUACCAACCAGCCCCAGACUAUCAACACCAUCACAGCCCCUGCCGGCUCCUCCAUCAGCUCCUGUCACACCAAGCACCGCAGGCUCCAUCGAGAGCACCAGAGAUGUGGAGACUCCGCAGAGGCCAGGUCUGCCAACCAGCCCCAGACAAUCAACACCACCACAGCCCCUGCCGGCUCCUCCAUCAGUUGCUGUCCCAUCCAGCACUGCAGGCUCCUUCGAGAGCCCUGGAUAUGUGGGACCAAAGGAAAAGGCUGUGCACCUACAAGUCGUGGUUAACAAGAAUUGGAAAAAAGGCCGCUUCCAGAUAUUAAGGUGCCUCCGGAAGCUGGAUGAGGAGACUCCGCAGAGGCCAGGUCUACCAACCAGCCCCAGACUAUCAACACCAUCACAGCCCCUGCCGGCUCCUCCAUCAGCUCCUGUCACACCAAGCACCGCAGGCUCCAUCGAGAGCACCAGAGAUGUGGAGACUCCGCAGAGGCCAGGUCUGCCAACCAGCCCCAGACGAUCAACACCACCACAGCCCCUGCCGGCUCCUCCAUCAGUUGCUGUCCCAUCCAGCACUGCAGGCUCCUUCGAGAGCCCUGGAUAUGUGGGACCAAAGGAAAAGGCUGUGCACCUACAAGUCGUCGUUAACAAGAAUUGGAAAAAAGGCCGCUUCCAGGUAUUAAGGUGCCUCCGGAAGCUGGAUGAGGAGACUCCGCAGAGGCCAGGUCUGCCAACCAGCCCCAGACGAUCAACACCACCACAGCCCCUGCCGGCUCCUCCAUCAGUUCCUGUCCCAUCCAGCACUGCAGGCUCCUUCGAGAGCCCUGGAUAUGUGGUUCAAAGCGAGGAGAAGCUGGCCACAGUGAUGCCUUUCAAUGUUUGUACUCCACAUGAUUAUUUAUAUUAUCUAUAUUAUUUAGUAUUAUUUGUAUACAUUUAUGAGUGCAUAGAACUGGACGAGUGUGUCUUGGCAGCAUGCAAUCAUUCCCUCAUAGGUUGACAAGCUGUCUUUAUAAGGAUCUUAUUUCAUGCCCAUUAUCAUGGGCUGUCUGUUGGAGAACUAAAUAGCAGCGCUGAAUUGUGCAGAAAUGUACUUUGCUCUGCUGAUACGGAAUUGUUGCAGUAUUGGAUUGUCAGUUUGGUUGUUACAGAGAAUCCUGAACUGUAAUUGGUGGUGGUUGCUCUAAUGGUAUCUUGCCUGUAUUUCUACCUCUAGCAAUGGACAUUCUGGGCUGGAUUUAAAUACCUUGAGCCUGGGCAAAUGCAUAAGUCUUUUGAGAAAGAAACCUGGUUUACUUACACAUUACUUCCUCAUUCUGAAGAGGUGGAUCAAUGCCCUUGAAGGUGGUCUUUGUGGGUGCGAAGCCCCUAUGGGGUUGAGGUGCUCUUCAAGGUGUUUUGGAAUUGGACCCAGGACACCAAUUACUACUGGGAUUAUUUUGGUCUUUUUCUGCCACAGCCUUUCAGUUUCAAUUUGUAGAUCUUUGUAUUUUGUGAUUUUUCUCUAUUUCUUUUUCUUCUUUUCUGCUGUCACCUGGUAUUGCUAUGUUGAUUAUUUUGACUUGUUUUUCUUUCUUCUCAACUACAUUAAUAUCUGGUGUAUUGUGUGGCAGAUGUUUGUCUGUUUGUAGUCGGAAGUUCCAUAAUAUUUUUGCAUCUUCAUUUUCUACAACUUUUUCAAUUUUAUGGUCCCACCAACUUUUGGCUACAGAUAGCUUGUAUUUUUUGCAGAUAUUGUUGAUGUUGUUGUUGUAAUUUCUUGUUUACACAGCCAUACAGGUGUUAUUGGCUGGUUUGUUGUCUCCAGACAUCAAGUCCUUCCUAAGGACCUGGGAUGGCUGGAUUUUAUUAUCAAUAUUGUUGUGGUUGUUAUCGUCACAGAACAUAGGCUCUUCCCAGUAAAGCUGUUUUUUGUAAUUGGCUGAUGGUGAUUUCUGUGGCCACUAUGGUUUUGAGGUGCUCUUCAAGGUGUUUUGGAAAUGCAUCUAGGGCGCCAAUUACUACUGGGAUUAUUUUGGUCUUCUCCUGCCACAGCCUUUCAAUUUCAUUUUGUAGAUCUUUGUGUUGUUGUUUCUUUC
Hemicordylus capensis (graceful crag lizard) is the source of this 3594-nucleotide messenger RNA. RefSeq names its product proteoglycan 4-like. The record is from RefSeq and is a predicted model, not a curated record. NCBI's taxonomy places the organism in Eukaryota, Metazoa, Chordata, Lepidosauria, Squamata, Cordylidae. The transcript has 22 exons. Bases 21 to 2516 code for a protein of 831 amino acids.